AUGAACUAUUUCCUGCGGCUGGAGCAAAUUUUCCGGCCGAAGGCUUGGGUUUUCCAAUAUCUCCUCGCGCAGCGGAUGAAGUCGACUUCGGCCCACGGAUUCGUUGCCUAUGAAACUCGGCCACCUGUAGACGCGCUCCUUAUCGAUGUUUCUGGCAAUCUUCAUGUCGGAACCAUUCCAACAGCUGGAGCAGUUGAUGCCUUCGAAUCUCUGAUGAAUUCAAGCAUACCUUUUCGAUUGUGCAGUAACACAAGCAAAGAAUCGACCGCAGAUCUCGUGAAGCGACUUGAUGAUAUGGGCUUCAAGGUCACAGAGGCUACACACGCAUUAUCUCGAGCUCCAUUUCGACAAAAGUACGAAGACGAUCAAAGCGUGGGACGUAGGCUCGUUUGGACGAGUAUCGGCGCUGUCGCGCAGGCUGUCAAGAAUAUGGGCCUCAAGGCACCUUAUCUCCUUCUGAACGAUUCUGCUCGCGCUGAGGUAUUGGCUUCCCGCGACUGGGACGAAAUGUCAGACCCUUCAAAUCGCAACUACGACUGUGUGGUCGUUGGAUUAGCCCCAUCUUUUUUCGACUAUGAACAUCUAAACACUGCGUUCCGAAUCUUGAAAGGCGAAAUGCAACCACCGGAUAUCUCCACUUCACAAGCCGAGCGUCGAGAAAACGAAAGAUCCACAGACAAACCGGUUCAAGCCACAACACAGAAAAUUCCGCUUAUUGCAACCCACCGGGCAAAAUACAUUCAGUCGGGCUCUGGUCAGCUCUCAUUAGGACCCGGACCAUUUGUUGCUGCCCUCGAAUGUGCAGCUGGACCUGGUGUGCAGGCUCAUGUUGUAGGAAAGCCGACUCGAGCAUUCUUCAAGAUGGUAAUCGAUGAUUUUGGAUUUGAGGCGAACGGAGAAUGCGUGGAAGAGGGUGUGUUCCGGGCGGGCCAAGGCGGGGACGGCCCUAUUCGGAGAACGAGAAAGGGAAAGAUCGUCGUGAUAGGCGAUGACGUUGAGGCAGAUCUUGGCGGCGGUGCAGUUGAACUGGGCCUUUGGAGAGUGCUUGUGAAAACGGGGAAAUACCGUCCAGGCGACGAGAAUCGAGCAGGGAUCGUACCUCCCGAUGAGGUGUGCGAUUCGUUCGGAGCCUUUGUGAAGAGUCUUCUGCGUGACAGUCGAGAUCGACCUGAACACUCGCGUAUCAGCUAG
Cyclocybe aegerita is the source of this 1191-nucleotide messenger RNA. Lineage: Eukaryota; Fungi; Basidiomycota; Agaricomycetes; Agaricales; Hemipholiotaceae. The record is from the annotation of a GenBank genome assembly.